CAAGUUCAUGCAAUUGCAUUUGGGUUUAGUGGGUUUCUUGUUUUGAGCCAAUCAAACGAACAAUUUUGUAGAGACGGGUUCUGAGAAAUUCACCAGCCAUGGAAGAUUCAAGUGAAAUGCAUUCUGAAGAAAAUAAAGUAUCUUUGGAGAAGAAUGUGAAAAGGCGGUUCAAGACUCGAGCUCAGGUUAUGGCUUUGGAGAACUUCUAUAAUGAGCACAAAUAUCCCUCGGAAGAAAUGAAAAUGCAACUUUCAGAGCAGAUAGGCUUGACAGAAAAGCAAAUAUCUGGAUGGUUUUGCCACAGGCGGUUAAAAGACAAAAAAAUUGAUGAAGGAUUCGCUAGUGGACGACAGGAUCGUUCAAGUGGUAUUAUUCAGGAUCGUGGGAGUGGACUCUGGCAAGAUUCUUGUGGGAGCACCAAACAAGGGGAUAUUAGAAAUAUUGAUCCUAGGGAGGUUGAGAGUCGAAGGCUCUGUGGCCAGGAUUUUCCCUCUUCAGAUCUUGUCUAUGAUCAUAGGAGUCAGUAUACGGGACAUAUUAGUGGGAUGGAAAGGGAUGAUACGUCUUCAGAAAGCAGCUCAUUCUUGCAAGAUAGAAUUUAUUCUCGAAUUGACGAUCCUUAUACUAAGGAAGCGUCUAGAUACAUAAGACAAAAUGGAGCUAUAACACCCAUAAACUGCAAUACCUCUAAAAGUAAGGAAUAUAAGCCAUCAGGAUAUUUGAAAGUGAAGGGUGAUACUGAAAACUCUGCUAUUACUGCUGUUAAGAUGCAACUGGGGAGGCAAUAUCAGGAGGAUGGUCCACUACUUGGUGUUGAAUUUGAUCCACUUCCUCCUGGUGCAUUUGAGUCCCCAAGUAAUGAACCAGUCAAUGAGCCAUUCCAUGUUGAGGAAUCCACAUGGCUUCAUUCUUUGGAUGCACCUGGUGUUGAAAAGCGAAGUGAUCUUGGCACUAGAUAUGAAGUACCUGGUUCCAAGAUGGGUAUUGAGGAUUUGUAUAUUGGCACAGAAACGCUGCGUGGAUCUGACUGUCAGGGCAUGAAAUCUCACCGUCAAUUGAAACAAAAGUCUUCUCAUCUCCAUUAUUCUAAUUUCUCCCCAGGACAGAAUUCUAGCAUGGAUAUUUAUGAAGAUUCUGCUGGAGAAACUUCUAUUUACAAUAGCAACCACUGUUAUAAGUUGAGCAACAAGCACGAUGCUGUUGGGAAUUCUGUUUUGAACCAUCAUGAUCAUCGUGGUGGUAGAAUUACUAGUGAACGAAUAAAGCCUUUGUUGCAUGACUAUGAUAACUUCAGCCCUAAGAUCGUCCAAAACAGUGACUACUUAUCUAAGCCUUCAAAUAUGACACUUGGGAGCAGUAAUUCUCUCGACGCAGAGGAGAGAGUGCCAUCUAAAAGGAUGGCAAAGGUGGAGAAACUUUACGGGGAGAGGAAGGCAAUAAAAGAGAAUCGUGAUCCAGUAAGAAUAAAGAAGCAUCCGAAAAAUGAAAUGAAAGUAGUGAAACAACAAAAAGUUAAUCUUCCACGGCCAGAUAAUAUGGUCAAAUCAUCAUAUGCUGAAAUCCUGAGAUGGACAAAUCAGAUUAAAGGGUCUGCCGCUGAUAUGCCAUCUAGCUUCAGUGAGGAUGAAACUGCGGAAACUAGUUCUUCUAUGGAGUGAAGAUUUUCCGGUUAAUGGAUGGUACAAAUGUUUGAGAGGUUCUCAGUAUCACCCGCUGGAGAUGUAAAUGCUAGUUUGCAACUCGAUGGGGUUGUACAGCUGAAUGUGUUGAUAUGCUAACAUUCUAACAGGGUAAGCUCUACUAGUUAAAGAUCUGAAUCUGCAGAUAAUUUUUGUCGCGACCAACCAAUUUGAUGUUGCCUAUGUAAUGCUCAGGUGUUUAUAUCUGUAAAGCUGCUUUUUUUUUGUUUUUUCCUUCUCCUUUUCUCCCUAUAGAGUUAUGAAUUUUGAUUAAAAAUCUCAUCAGUUGAAUCUAUUAGUUGUAGAUGAUGUAUUAAAAACAUAGCUAAUCAUGGUAUGCAAAGGCACCUUU
Pistacia vera is the source of this 2031-nucleotide messenger RNA. Its product is annotated as homeobox-DDT domain protein RLT1. NCBI's taxonomy places the organism in Eukaryota, Viridiplantae, Streptophyta, Magnoliopsida, Sapindales, Anacardiaceae. The record is from RefSeq and is a predicted model, not a curated record. The coding region runs from base 99 to 1658 and encodes 519 amino acids. The transcript has 8 exons. Gene Ontology annotation, molecular function: DNA binding.